AUUUACCGACGAAUCAGACUCCGUCGGUAUUUACCGAGAACUUAGUUCGUCGGAAUCUUCGGAGGAUCCGUCUCCGUCGGUAUAUAGUUUUUCCGAUGAACUCUAGUCUCGUGUGUCCGCAUCGGAAUAUUGUCGGAAGUUCGUCAGAAUGUUAUUUCUCGGUAUUCGUCAGAAAGUCGUCGGAAAUUCUGACGAAAUUCCGACGAAUUCUUUUUUUCCGACGAAAUGAUACCGACGAACGCCUUCGUCAGAAAUGCGUCGGAAUAGGCCUUUUCCGACGAACUUCCGACGAUUUUGGCCAUCAGAAUCUCUUUGUUUUCUUGUAGUGUGUACACAAUCCAAACACAUCGUUGAUCUCAAAGAAGUGCUCAUGAGCCAACGAUCCAACGCCUACGAUCAUCACAAACUUGAAGAACUCGUUGGUAGAAUCGUCAACGACUUCCAAAAAUACGCCGACAAACGAUCGGAGCUGGCCGACCGAAGCUGCUCUUGCUACUUUGCACCGUCGUGGAACUCUUCUCUAGAGAAUGGUCUUCUAUGGAUGGGAGGGUGUCGUCCUUCAUCGUUCAUGAGAAUCAUAUACGCUCUAUGUGGCUCCCAUGCAGAAACUCAGCUUUCUCAGUAUCUCCUCAAGAUGGAUGGAGAAGUCGUUGAUGGGCAUGACGGUGAUAGUUCCAUGAGCGAACUAAACGCAACGCAGCUUGCGAAAAUCAAUGACUUGCAUGUGGAGGUGAUAGCUAAAGAAGAUAAGUUAUCGAAGCUUUCCGCAAAUAUGCAAGAGGAUGUUGCUGAUAUGCCAAUAGCCGUCACGGCUUUCUCGAGUGACUCGGUUGAAGCUGACGUGGCUGUUGAAGAUGCUUUAGAUAAGCAUGAAGAGGGCAUGGCGGUUUUAAUAGCGGAUGCUGAUAAGCUGAGGCUAGAGACACUUAAGAAGAUCGUGGAGGUUUUGACGCCGGUUCAAGCGGCGGAGUUUUUGCUCUCCGGGAAAAGAUUACACGUGUCGCUGCACGAGUGGGGGAGAGUUAGAGAAGAGCGUCGUUUUGGGUGUGCACGUGCGGAGGAUGCUGCCCCUGCUAGAGGUGGAGCUGGGAAGUCCAAGAGAUCAGCCACUUGUUGAUGUAUGAGUGCGAGAGUCCUGUAAGGUUUAAUAUAUAAUCGUGUAAUAUUUUGGUCUAAGUAGACAUGAGAUCAUCUUAAGCAUCUUUAUAUAAUAUUUUGGUCUAAGAGGUCAUUUUAAGCGUCUUUAUAUAAAAUGUUGUGUAAUAUUUUGGUCUAGGUAAGCAUGAGGUCAUCUUAAGAGUCUUUAUAUAAAAUGUUGUGUAAUAUUUUGGUCAAGUUUUUCCAAAAAAAAAAAAAAAAAUUUGGUCUAAGUAGACAUGAGACGCAUAAUAUUUUGCUUUGUGUGUCUUUAUGUGCGUGUGAGGGAGAGAGACGUAGUUACGAGACGCAUAAUAUUUUGCUUUUGUCUUAUAUACAGGCUCUGAAUGUUUCUAAUAGCUCCGUCUCGUACCAUACUUAAGAGUAACAAAAAUCUCUACAUAUAUCAUAUAUCUAUAUGUUUUUAUAAUAUAUCUAUAUGUUUUUAUAACUGUUAAAAUCACAUCGCAGUUGUACCGAUUGUUCCGUACUGCUCAAACCGCUGUUACCAUUUCGGAGUCAUAAAGAAUAAGCAAAAGCUGUAAAGCGUCAAGAGACAACUUUCUCUUAGUUAUGAAUGCACAAAUAAGUUAUGGAUCUAAACGUCAAGAUUAAUUUUGUUUUCUUUUUUGCAAACGUUAAUUUUUUUGCUUUUUUAAUAAAUUAUCAAAUUUAAAUCUGAUUUUUAGAUGUCAAGAGCAUACUACCUCCAAGGCUCCAACGAUAAUAAUGGCCAACUUUAAUAAUUAUUUUGGAAAAUAUAUUUGAAUUUUGAAAUAUUUAACUAAAAACGUAAAAGCCUUAAAAGUAAAGUAAUACUGCAACAACAGUGUACAUCGGCAAUUGGUAUCUUAAAGCAAUAUUAUUGGAGGUUUCUUACUCUAAGGUUGUUAAAGUACAUGUUUGUGUAUGUAUAUAUUAUAUAUGUGUAUAUAAUUGCGGGGUUCUAAGCUUUACGGGAAACUCAACCGAAAGUUUCUAGCUUAGAACUCCGCAAUUACAUACAUAUAUAUAAUAUAUACAUACACAAUCAUAUACUUUAAGAACCUUAGAGCAAGAAACCUCCAAUAAUGUUGUUCUUAGGACAUGUUUAAUGGGAAGUUUUUAAAGUAGAAUUCUUGGUUUUUUAGUUAAAAUAUAAGAGAUUAGUUUUUAUAUUCCGUUAAAAACUCCACUUAUGAAAAUUAAAGGUGGCUCCCUGUUGUGAUUAUGACAUUUGAAUAUUUCUUUUCUAUCCAAAGUAGAAAACAGGCAUGUACGUCGGAUAUAUACAAAUGGGUAAAAAGAUAGAGAUAUUUAUGAAUCAAACAAACCAAAGACUCGAACGUUCAAAGAUGACAUAUGUACAUUUUCUGGAGUAAAGUAAAGUGACAACUACAUCAACUUGUUACUUGUUCUCAGCACGUCAGCAAGAUCACUAGUGCAAAAGAUCUAACUCGGUUGAUAUUUAUAUGACAUAUCAAAGACAUUUCUUAUCCAUGACCGGUCAUGGCUAAACCAAGUGAAACAUUAGCUUAUAACCUAUAAAACUUUUUAAAUUUUAUUUUAAAAAAUAUUAUAACUUUCACUAAAUCGUCUAGCCCCCAAUAUUUUGGGGACGUUUUAAUCGAAUUGUCAUUCAUCAAAGAUGCGUUGUUCUGUUACCACUAUUGUUACUAUUAUUAUUUAUGCAUUUUUAAAAAAAAAUUCUUAUACUAAUAAGUAAAAAUAAAUGUGCUUUAAUGGGGGACAUGUCACUCACGAGACUCGCAAUAACCAUCGUUCCGUGAAGAAAAGACGAGGCAGAUUCGAAUUUCUGGCUAUAAAUAUGAUAAUUUCUGUUUCUUAUUUCCCAACAAGUUACUAGUCAAUUUUUUUUUUUAACUUUUCGGUGGGCAAAACCAGGUUUGCUAGUAUUGCCUUAUUUCAUUUUUUUCUCAAACACUAGAAGUAAAAAGAAAAACAGAUUAUCAUUAGACUGAUUAUCAUUAAGCACGUUCAGAGAAAAGCUCCAAAUUAAAGAACAUACCGGUUAGUUAUAUCAUCAAUGCAUCAUCAUUCAAAUCAACUUCACAAAUAUAUAUGCUUUACUACACUCGCAUGUAGAAUCGAACAAGCUUAGCCACAUCAAGGAGAACACUUUUCUCUUGUAUGUGAUUGUCAAAUCAAAUCAUAAAAAUAUAACAAUCUCCUAAAAUAGAAAAACCUAGACAAACUGCUUUCAACUCGAAACUAACUUCUUUCACACAAUGACCAACAUUUCACAUGGUUCCUCUCAAUUUCUUUACCCACAAAUAGUUAAAACUCCUGUCACAAAGCUUCUCUAUCUUAAUUUCCGCCACAAACUAUUUAAGAAUCAAGAAAAAUAUAUAUUCUUUUUGUCUCAUUUUAAGCAAAUAAACAACAAACCAGAAAGGCAGAAACAAAAACAAAAUUUCACAGACAAAACCAGUAUCAAGCUUCAAGCAACAGAAAGAGGAUUCUUGAGAAGAAGAAAGUAAAGUUUCUUUUAUUUGGCUGUUUUGUAUAUAUUAAACUAUUAAAGCUCGGAUGCGAAAUUGUUUACGGAAGUUAGCAAAAACAUAACUUUUUUUUUUUUUUUUUUUUGAUAACUCUGGUAUCUGGGCAGCCACAUUCCCAACUAUCCCCCCGAAAGGGGUCCAGCGCCCCAACGGAAGGGAUGUUAAAUCCGUUGUGGCCAAGACUCGAAUCCGGGUGGCGGGCAGUACAGCUGUACCUCCUUUACCACCAAGCUACGAGCAAAAACAUAACUUAAAAUCUGUAUCGUAUUUCUCUAACGAUCCCUCCAACAGAAGCAUAACAUAUAUAAUGCUACAUAAUUUGAUUCUACAUUUCACCAACCCUAAACCCAAAUCUUCCACAAGGAGAUAAUCAAAACGUAUACAUAUCCCUCAUGAUCUCUGUAGUUUUUGGCCUUUUAUCUUCUAUUCAGUGUCAGAAGGCAAGAAACAAACCGGUGGAAUUCACGACUGCAGUCGCGGCUUCAUCAAACCGCUGAAACUGUCACAGUCACAAACUUUUUUACUUCAUCAGCUAUUCUUCAACUUAGGUUAGUAAUAUACUGAUAGAAAAACGAGAGUCGAUUCACUUCAGAACCGGAAAAGAUAUUUAAAUAUUUUCAAAAUGAUGUAAUAAAAAAAAAAUUAACCAAGUCAUAUUGACUUGCUGGUAAAAAGAUUCCGGCCUGAGCUUUCGCUUUAAGUUUGAACUAGAUCUUGACCCGCGCGCCAGCGCGGGUUUGAAUUUACGGUUUUUGAUUAUUUAAUUUAACUAAAUAAUGUAUUUGUAAUAUUUAAUAUAUUAUAUUCACUAAGUAAAUUACUUUUUUGUGGGUGUUAAACCAUUGAUUUAUGACGAAUAUUCGAUAUCAUAUAAACAAAUUGAAUAUAUACACGUAAUUAGAGAAUUGUAUACAAUAUAUAAAAAUAAUGGUUAUGAAUGUAAAAUAUGAAGAAAUUAUAUAAUGGCUCCGUAUGGCAUAUAAGAUUGUAAAUUAUUAAUACAUAUUUAAAGAAAAUACAAUGAUUUUUUAAACUUAUAUGAAUAAUUUAACAUAUAAAAACAGUUGAUUUAUGUAAAUAAUUUUAGAUGUUUUAUUAAUAAUAAAUUUUUUUUUUGUUUUGAGAUAAAGAUAAAAAUUAAAUGUCCAUAACCAAUUAUGUUAAAAGGGGCCUUAUUUAAAAAACCCAUGUGCUGUAAAAAAAAAAGAAGCCGAUUUGGUAACCGUUUUUUUUCCGGGAAAGAUAACCAAAAAAAAAUUGUCUUUAUGUUUAUUUUGUUUAAGUUCUGUCGUCAAAAAUUAAAAAAUCUCUUAUCUUCUUCGAUGUUCAAUCUGAGGCUUGUCUUCGAUGUUCAAUCUGAAGACAUUUUUCUGCCGUCAAAAUAGGUAGUGGAAGAUCGAACUUUUGAUUUGGCCGAUCUAUAAUCAUAUAUAAAAGAUAGGAUCAAGGUGAUCAGGGUUCAAAUUAGUUACAUGGAUGUUGACUUGAAGUUUUCGGAUCUCUUUGACAAACUGAUAUGAAGGUAAUUAGACAAUUAAAAGAAUUGAUCUCCUUGUCAGAUUGGAGUGCAAAAAAUAAACGUCAAUAAUACUUAUGAUUCUGCAAAGGUUAUUGAACACUUAUGCAAGGUUAGGUAUAUAUAAUGUAAAUGUGAAGCCCUAAUCAAUGGAAUAUACUUUAAGUGGGGCGGAAGACAUAAUCUUGUGAUUUUAUGGAAGAAUAUAAUUUGUUUCCAAAAUUUCUCCAUAUCGUUCGCAAAUAAUGGGAAACCAGUGAGAUCGUUAUAUCUUUAGAUUUUUUAUAAAUCUAGAAUUGAUUGUUUCUUCCUCUGCAAGAAAAUGAACUGGUUGUAAUCAAAAAGAUAUGAUAUUGAAGAGGAGAUAUUCGAUUAUAGGUUUGUAUUUAA
This is a messenger RNA of Brassica rapa (field mustard), 5544 nucleotides long. RefSeq names its product protein DOG1-like 3. Gene Ontology annotation, biological process: DNA-templated transcription. Lineage: Eukaryota; Viridiplantae; Streptophyta; Magnoliopsida; Brassicales; Brassicaceae. Gene Ontology annotation, molecular function: sequence-specific DNA binding. The record is from RefSeq and is a predicted model, not a curated record.